UUGUGUCCAUGUAGACAAAAGAAAUUUUCAUAAGCUUUACAUAAAGAAUGACACAAAACUGAGCUCUUCCAGAGACAAGAGAAGCCUUUUGUUAAAGAAAAACAGAGGUCGUGUGUAGAGGUAGUGUUUCCUCUUUGUGCUUUCUACAUCAACACGCAGUUCACAGAGCAGCAUGGUGAUGGAGAGGAUCCUGCUGGGUGUCCUGUAUCUCUCAGGUCGGUGAAUUCUUUCAAAAUGUCUAACAGUGUUUAUUAUUGUGGGGGGAAAAAUAGUUUGAGCCGCCUCACGUUUAAUAAAUUGGUGUCGUCCUUAGGGUGCCACAUCUUCUCUGCACGCCUUCUGCAUCAGUACCACUUCGUUGAUGAGCCCAUGAAUUGGACUGAAGCGCAGACCUACUGCAGAAAGAAACACACAGACCUGGCCACCAUUGAAAACGGAGAAGAAGUGAUGCAGUUUAGGAACACAUUUUUACCUUUUGAAUACAACUCUAAGGUCUGGAUUGGCCUGUACAGUAAACUCAACUGGGAGUGGUCAGAUGGCUACGAAGGGCCUGGUGCUGAUUACAAGAAGUGGAAAGUCAAUGAACCAAAUUUUUACAUUGACAACGAGUUAUGUGUGGCCUCUGGAGGCAAUAAUGACCCAUGGCAUGAUGAUCCUUGCUCAAAGAAUCAUCGAAUCAUCUGCAAUAAUGGAGCAAAGCUGGAUCCUAAAUUUAUCAUUGUGAAGGAAGGAAUGAAUUGGCCUAAUGCUCAGAAGUACUGCAGGGAGAACUUCGUAGACCUGGCCACUUUGAGGAAUGACAAUGAAAGCUUGGAGAUCCAGACAAUGGUUGAAAAUGGAUGGGCAUGGAUUGGUUUGUUCAGAGAUCCUCACAUUUACUGGUCUGAUGGGAGCAGCUUCUCAUUCAAAUACUGGUUCACAGGUCCAAAGCCACUUAACUCCUUGAGUCUGGUAUGUGGUGUUGCAGAUUUGCAGGCUUCAGGAAAAUGGACAUUGUUUCCCUGUGACAGGAAAUUACCAUUCGUCUGCUACAGCACUCGUGUCAUAAGACAGGUAGUAAAGCUGAGGAUGAAGCCAGGAGACUCCUCUGUGGAUCUGAAUGACCCUGCUGUGAAAGAAGACCUCCUGAAAAAGUUCCAGGACAGACUGAAGACGAGAGGAGUGAAGGGAGUUACCCUGAAGUGGAUAAAGCAGUCUGAUGGGAAAGUCUUUCACAAGGAUGGAAAAAGCUCUCAGAAGAAAAAAAGAAACAAGUCUGAGCUGUAA
Molecule: messenger RNA, 1266 nt
Organism: Chelmon rostratus (copperband butterflyfish)
Lineage: Eukaryota; Metazoa; Chordata; Actinopteri; Chaetodontiformes; Chaetodontidae
Product: macrophage mannose receptor 1-like
Exons: 4
Coding region: 235-1266 (343 amino acids)
Source: RefSeq, a predicted model, not a curated record